GGGCGAUCAGGAGCAGGUCACACAGCCUGUUUCCUGUUUUCAAACGGGGAACUUAGAAAGUGUCAGUCCCUCGGCUGGUCGCGGGAGCUGAGAACCAAGAGCUCGAAGGGGCCAUGUGAUACUCCUCCUGGACCCCUGGACACGCACAGCCCCAGAGACUGGAGGCUUGGAGCAUGGCAAGUCCAGAGCACCCUGGGAGCCCUGGCUGGAAGGGACCCAUAACACAGUGCACAGCAAGGACCCAGCAGGAAGCACCAGCCGCUGGCCCUGACCUCCCGCACCCAGGACCUGACAGGCAUUUAGACAUGCAUAGUGGCCUGAGCUCCAACUCCAGCAUGACCACGCGGGAGCUCCAGCAGUACUGGCAGAACGAGAAAUGCCGCUGGAAGCACGUCAAACUGCUCUUUGAGAUCGCCUCAGCUCGCAUCGAGGAGAGAAAAGUCUCUAAGUUUGUGGUGUACCAAAUCAUCGUCAUCCAGACUGGGAGCUUUGACAACAACAAGGCCGUCCUGGAACGGCGCUAUUCCGACUUCGCAAAGCUCCAGAAAGCGCUGCUGAAGACGUUCAGGGAGGAGAUCGAAGACGUGGAGUUCCCCAGGAAGCACCUGACGGGGAACUUCGCGGAGGAGAUGAUCUGCGAGCGUCGGCGCGCCCUGCAGGAGUACCUGGGCCUGCUCUACGCCAUCCGCUGCGUGCGCCGCUCCCGGGAGUUCCUGGACUUCCUCACGAGGCAGGAGCUGCGCGAGGCGUUCGGCUGCCUGCGGGCCGGCCAGUACCCGCGCGCCCUGGAGCUGCUGCUGCGCGUGCUGCCGCUGCAGGAGAAGCUCACCGCCCACUGCCCCGCGGCCGCCGUCCCGGCCCUGUGCGCCGUGCUGCUGUGCCACCGCGACCUCGACCGCCCGGCCGAGGCCUUCGCGGCAGGAGAGAGAGCCCUGCAGCGCCUGCAGGCCAGGGAGGGCCAUCGCUACUACGCGCCUCUGCUGGACGCCAUGGUCCGCCUGGCCUACACGCUGGGCAAGGACUUCGUGUCUCUGCAGGAGAGGCUGGAGGAGAGCCAGCUCCGGAGGCCCACGCCUCGCGGCAUCACCCUGAAGGAGCUCACCGUGCGAGAAUACCUGCACUGAGCCGGCCUAAGACCCUACAGGGACGCUGGAGAUUUGGGGUCAUCAUGGCUCAUGGUGGGCUGUUUGGGGUUCUUCUUCUUCUUUUUUCCUUUUUCCUUUUCUUUUUUGUUAUUUGAGACAGUCUUGCUCUGUCACCCAGGCUGAAGUACAGUGGCUCAAUUAUGUCUCACUGCAGCCUCAAACUCCUGGGCACAAGCAAUCCUCCCACCUCAGCCUCCCAAGUAGCUGGGAAACAGGUGCACGCCACCACACCAGGCUAAUUUUUAAUAAUUUUUUUUUUUUUUUUUUUGUAGAGACAGGGUCUCUCUGUUGCCCAGGCUGCUCUCAAACUUCUGACCUUAAAUGAUCUUCCUGCCUCAGCUUCCCAAAACACUGGGGUUACAAGUGUGAGCCACCACCCCUGGCCUGGGGUUCAUUGUUAAUGGGAAAAGCCAUUGGGGGCUCUAACUCGCUGGGUGACUUUGAACAAGCCUGUCCUCUGGUCCUCAAUUUCCCCAUCUGUAUCAGACAGAGAUGCUCCUGGGACCCCUUGGAAGCCUCCGCUUGUGUGCCACGUCCCCUUGAUGCCAGGGCCAUUUCAUCUCCAAAACACAAACCCAACUGCCAAAAACAUCCAGACCAGUGUCCACCCCACCAGUGUCUUUGUGGGAAGCUGGAGGAGAAGUUUACCUCGCACAUUCUAGACAAAGCUUAGUCCAUUUCCUUGAAGACAGUUCUCUCCAGCUGCUCCAAGGCUUUUCUCUCUGUUCCUUCCACCUCAGAAUUGCUUUAAAAUAUUCCCAUCCAUUAUCCUAAUACUAUCCUAGUAUUCUAGCCCUUCCCCCUUACCAUGUAGACCUGAUGAAGCAAAACAAAUCUCACCUACUGCCCUCAAGAACAGCCUCUACACACACACACACACACACACACACACACACACACGGUGGGAGUUGUAUGCCAUCCUUUUGAAGGGUGGGAGGACCCUGGGCCAGAAAGCAAUAAUGGCAUAAGAUUCUGUGAUACAAGGCAUUUUUGGCAAGGGAAGUUGCCAACAAUUUUUCUGGCUGGGAUGGCAUAGCACAUUGUCUAGGGGUGGAUCUUCAUUCAUAAGGCAGCUGUUCCCUGAAUGGCUUCCCUGGGUUAUGUAGAAACAGCCCUGGGAGGAGUUGAUACAACAUACUUAAUGGGGCUUCUGUGUAGAAGAGACUGAAUCCUCAACACUGCCCCUUUUGAGGAUCUGUG
This is a messenger RNA of Mandrillus leucophaeus (drill), 2345 nucleotides long. RefSeq names its product sorting nexin 20 (gene SNX20). Gene Ontology annotation, cellular component: early endosome membrane. Gene Ontology annotation, molecular function: phosphatidylinositol phosphate binding. Gene Ontology annotation, biological process: protein transport. The transcript is spliced from 4 exons. NCBI's taxonomy places the organism in Eukaryota, Metazoa, Chordata, Mammalia, Primates, Cercopithecidae. Bases 174 to 1124 code for a protein of 316 amino acids. The record is from RefSeq and is a predicted model, not a curated record.